Messenger RNA from Acanthisitta chloris (rifleman), 10551 nucleotides. It is a transcript of the gene FAT1, whose product is annotated as FAT atypical cadherin 1. The record is from RefSeq and is a predicted model, not a curated record. Lineage: Eukaryota; Metazoa; Chordata; Aves; Passeriformes; Acanthisittidae. Gene Ontology annotation, biological process: homophilic cell-cell adhesion. Gene Ontology annotation, molecular function: calcium ion binding. The annotation marks the transcript as partial. Gene Ontology annotation, cellular component: plasma membrane. The transcript is spliced from 17 exons.
AUGGGAAGAUACUUGACUAUGCUGUUGCUGCUGAUGCUGCUGGUGCAGCAUUUUGGAAACUGUGAAGGAAAUCAAAGGCCACAUCAUGCUCUACAAAUGCAAUUUACACAAGUACAGUAUAAUGCCACUGUGUAUGAGAAUUCUGCAGCCAAGACUUACGUUGGGCAUCCAGUGAAAAUGGGCAUUUACAUUACAAAUCCAUUGUGGGACCUAAGAUAUAAAAUUAUUUCUGGUGACAAUGAGAACUUGUUCAAAGCUGAAGAAUAUGUUCUUGGUAACUUUUGCUUUUUGAGAAUACGGACCAAGGGAGGAAACACAGCUAUCCUUAACAGAGAGGUGAAAGACCAUUAUAUGCUGACUGUUAAAGCAGUUGAAAAAAAUACAAAUGCUGAAACGCGCACGAAGGUCAGGAUACAGGUACUGGAUACAAAUGACUUGCGACCUUUGUUUUCUCCAACAUCUUACAGUGUUUCCUUGCCUGAAAACACAGCAAUAAGGACCAGCAUUGCAAGAGUCAGUGCAACAGAUGCAGAUAUAGGAACAAAUGGAGAGUUCUACUAUAGCUUUAAAGAAAGAACUGAUGUGUUUGCUAUACAUCCAACUAGUGGAGUGGUAGUUCUAACUGGUAGACUUGACUACUCGGACACUAAGCGUUAUGAGAUGGAAAUUCUUGCAGUGGACCGUGGGCUGAAGCUGUAUGGUAGCAGUGGCAUAAGUAGCAUGGCAAAACUGACUGUCCAUGUAGAGCAAGCAAAUGAAUAUGCCCCUGUUAUUACAGCUGUUAUGUUGACUCCAUCAGAAUCAGACAAAGACCCAACGUAUGCAAUUGUGACCGUAGAGGACAACGAUCAGGGUUCAAAUGGGGAAAUAGCAUCAUUAAAUAUUGUUGCAGGAGAUGCACUUCAACAGUUCAAAACAGUGAGGUCGGUUCCAGGAGGUAAAGAAUACAGAAUAAAAGCCACUGGUCACAUUGAUUGGGACAGUCACCCUUUUGGAUACAACCUUACCCUUCAAGCUAAGGAUAAAGGGAAUCCCCCACAGUUUUCUUCUGUAAAAGUUGUACAUGUGACAUCACCUCAAUUUAAGUCUGGCCCUGUCAGAUUUGAAAAAGAGAUAUAUAGAGCUGAAAUAAGUGAAUUUGCCCCUCCAAACACACCUGUGAUAAUGGUGAAAGCUGUGCCUAGUUACCCACAUUUAAAAUAUGUAUUUAAAAACACACCAGGCAAAGUGAAAUUCAGUUUAAACACUCACACUGGUCUGAUUACCACGUUAGAACCCAUAAAAGCACAAUAUGCAUCUCAUUUUGAACUUGAAGUUGUGACAAGUGACAGAAGAGCUUCUGCAAAAGUAUUAAUUAAGGUACUAGGCAUGAAUAGCAAUCCUCCUGAAUUUACUCAGACAUCCUAUAAAGCCUCCUUCGAUGAAAAUGUGCCCAUAGGUACCAGUGUCAUGAGAGUAAGUGCAAAAGACCCUGAUGAAGGGGAAAAUGGUUAUGUGACCUAUAGCAUUGCAAACCUAAAUCCUUUGCCAUUUGCGAUUAACCAUUUCAGUGGGAUUAUUAGUACCUCAGAAGACUUGGAUUAUGAAUUGAUGCCAAGGGUUUACAACUUAAGGAUUCGUGCUUCUGAUUGGGGUAUACCAUAUCGUCGAGAAGUUGAGGUUCCUGUUACUAUUAUCUUAAAUAACUUGAAUGACAAUAUACCUCUGUUUGAGAAAAUAAAUUGCGAGGGAAUAAUCCCCAGGGAUCUUGGUGUUGGAGAACAAAUAACAACUGUCUCUGCUAUUGAUGCUGAUGAGCUGCAGUUGGUGAGAUACCAAAUUGAAUCUGGAAAUGAACUGGAUUUAUUUAGCCUAAAUCCAAAUUCUGGAGUACUUUCACUCAAACAAUCACUAAUAGAUGGCCUAGGUGCUAAAAUGUCUUUUUACAGUUUGAAAAUUACAGCUACAGAUGGAGAGAACUUUGCAAAACCAUUGUAUAUCAACAUAACUGUAGCUAGUAGUCGCAAACCAGUCAACUUGCAAUGUGAAGAAACUGGUGUUGCCAAAAUGCUUGCAGAGAAACUCUUACAAGCAAAUAAAUUGCACAAUCGUGGAGAAGUUGAGGAUGUUUUCUUUGAUAUUCACUCUGUGAAUCUUCAUGCACCUCAGUUUAGAAGUACUCUCCCCAGUAGCAUUGAGGUAAGAGAAGACCAACCUGUGGGCUCCAGCAUACUAUUUAUGAAUGCUACUGAUCCUGAUACUGGCUUCAGUGGAAAGUUAGUGUAUGUUAUUUCUGGAGGUAAUGAAGACAGUAGUUUUGUUGUUGAUAUGGAAAGAGGAGUGCUGCGAAUUUUAUCUCCCCUUGACCGAGAACUGAGAGAUAAAUAUACUCUCAAUAUUACUGUCUAUGAUCUUGGAAUACCACAGAAGUCUGCCUGGGCUCUUCUAGAUAUAAAAAUUUUGGAUGCUAAUGACAACCCACCAGAGUUCUUCCAAGACAGCUACUUUGUUGAAGUAACUGAAAACAAGGAGCCAAACAGUGAAAUAAUUCAAAUUGAAGCUACUGAUAAAGAUUUGGGGGCUAAUGGAGAAGUGAAAUAUUCUCUUCUUACAGAUACAGACAAGUUUAUUAUUAAUGCUGUGACAGGAGUUGUGAAAGUUGUAGAAGUUCUGGAUCGUGAAGAACAGCAUGUCUAUUUCCUGAAAAUAGAGGCUAGGGACCAACCUACUGAAGAACCACAAUUAUUUUCAACAAUUAUUUUGAAAGUGUCUGUAGAAGAUGUUAAUGACAAUCCUCCUAAGUUUAUUCCUUCAAAUUAUCAUGUGAAAAUUCGAGAAGAUCUACCUGAGGGAACUAUUAUUACGUGGCUAGAAGCCUAUGAUCCUGAUUUAGGCCAGUCAAGUCAAGUACGCUACAGUCUUUUGGACAGUGGAGAUGGCACCUUUGAUGUUGACAAGCUAAGUGGAGCAAUACGUAUUGUACAAAGACUGGAUUAUGAAAAGAAACAACUUUAUAACUUGACUGUGCGGGCCAAGGACAAAGGAAAACCCAUUUCGCUGUCCUCUACCUGUUACGUUGAAGUUGAGAUAAUUGAUGUAAAUGAAAACUUGCACCCUCCACGGUUUUCCAUAUUUGCAGAUAAAGGUUUUAUAAAAGAAGAUGCCCCUGUUGGCUCCUCAGUAAUGACAGUAUCUGCUUAUGAUGAAGAUGCAGGGCGAGAUGGGGAGAUCAGAUAUUCCAUCAGAGAUGGAUCUGGUAUAGGCGUUUUUCGAAUAGAUGAAGAAAAAGGUAUUAUUGAGACUGCAGAUCACCUGGAUCGUGAGACGACUUCGCAUUACUGGUUAACUGUUUAUGCAACAGACCAAGGGGUUGUGCCUUUGUCAUCUUUCAUUGAAAUCUACAUAGAAGUUGGGGAUGUUAAUGAUAAUGCUCCUCAGACCACAGAACCAGUUUAUUACCCAGAGGUCAUGGAAAACUCGCCUAAAGAUGUAUCUGUCAUUCAGAUUGAGGCAUUUGAUCCAGAUUCUAGCUCAAGUGAAAAAUUAACCUACAAGAUUACAAGUGGAAAUCCACAGGGAUUCUUUUCAAUAAACCCCAAAACUGGACUAAUUACAACCACAUCCAGAAAACUAGAUCGAGAGCAGCAGGGAGAGCACAUACUGGAGGUAAUGGUAACAGACAAUGGUACUCCUGCAAAAUCAACAGUUGCACGGGUGAUUGUGAAGGUCUUAGAUGAGAAUGACAAUAAGCCUCAAUUCUUGCAAAAGUUCUACAAAAUCCGUCUCCCAGAGCGUGGUAAGCCAGAGCGAGAGAGAACUGCUAGGAGAGAGCCAAUCUAUCGAGUUAUUGCUGCUGAUAAAGAUGAAGGCCCCAAUGCAGAGAUCUCCUACAGCAUUGAAGAUGGUGAUGAACAUGGCAAAUUCUUUAUUGAACCAAAAACUGGAGUGGUUUCAUCAAAGAAAUUUUCUGCAGCAAGAGACUACGAUAUCCUUUCAAUUAAAGCUGUAGAUAAUGGUCGUCCACAAAAAUCUUCAACUACACGGCUUCACAUAGAAUGGAUCCCAAAGCCUAUCCCACCCACAGAGCCUAUUUAUUUUGAGGAACCAUUUUUUUCUUUUACGGUGAUGGAAAGUGACCCAGUUGCUCACAUGAUUGGUGUAAUAGCUGUUGAACCUCUUGGAACACCACAUUGGUUUGACAUAACGGGUGGCAACUAUGACAGUCGAUUUGAUGUGGACAAGGGCACUGGAACUAUCAUUGUCGCAAGACCUCUUGAUGCAGAACAGAAAUCAAAUUACAACUUGACAGUAGAGGCAACAGAUGGAACCAGAUCUAUCAGCACUCAGGUGUACAUCAAAGUUAUAGACACAAAUAACCACAGGCCUCAGUUUUCUGCUUCAAAAUAUGAAGUUGUAAUACCUGAAGACACCAUACCAGAGACAGAAAUUCUACAAGUCAGUGCCACAGACAGAGAUGAGAAGAAUAAACUGAUUUAUACUAUGCUGGGCAGCACUGAUCCCAUCAGUCUUAAAAAAUUUCGUCUGGACCCUGCAACUGGCUCUCUUUAUACUUCAGAAAAACUGGAUCAUGAGACCAUGAGCCAGCAUAUUCUCACAAUAAUGGUUCGAGAUCAAGAUGUUCCUGUAAAGCGCAACUAUGCUAGAAUCGUCGUUAAUGUCAGCGACACAAAUGACCACGCGCCAUGGUUCACCAGCUCUUCCUAUGAGGGACGGGUGUAUGAGUCAGCAGCUGUUGGAUCAGCAGUACUCCAGGUUACAGCAUUAGAUAAGGACAAAGGAAAAAAUGCAGAAAUUGUGUAUUCCAUUGAAUCAGGGAAUAUCGGAAAUUCCUUCCUUAUUGAUCCCAUUUUGGGUAUGAUUAAAAUUGCAAAGGAAUUAGAUCGUAGUAACCAGGAAGAAUACAACCUGAUGGUAAAAGCUACAGACAAAGGAGAUCCUCCAAUGAGUGAAGUGACCUCUGUGCACAUAUUUGUUACGGUUUCUGAUAAUGCCUCACCAAAAUUUGCCGCCAAAGAAUAUUCUGCAGAGCUCAGUGAAAGCGCCAGCGUUGGCAGUUUUGUUGGAAUGGUUACAGCAUACAGUCAGUCUUCUGUAGUUUAUGAAAUAAAAGAUGGUAAUACAGAUGAUGCCUUUGCUGUCAACCCGAACUCAGGUGUCAUCGUUUCUCAGAAGAUACUUGAUUUUGAAACUUUGCCUUUUUACACUCUAACUGUGCAAGGAACAAACAUGGCUGGCUUGUCCACCAAUGCAACAGUUUUGGUGCAUCUUCGGGAUGAGAAUGACAAUGCUCCAAUUUUUAUGCAGGCUGAAUAUACAGGGCUCAUCAGUGAAUCAGCUUCAAUUAACAGUGUGGUUCUGACUGACAAGAAUAUCCCAUUAGUAAUUCGAGCUACAGAUGCUGAUAAAGAAUCUAAUGCUUUGCUUGUUUAUCAAAUUGUUGAACCAUCUGUCCGCAAGUAUUUUGCCAUUGAUUCUAGCACUGGUGCCAUUCGGACAGUAAUGAGUCUGGACUACGAGGAGACAAAUAUUUUCCACUUUUCAGUGCAAGUACAUGAUAUGGGGAUGCCAUCUCUAUAUGCAGAAUAUGCAGCUAAUGUUACUAUUUAUGUAAUUGACAUCAAUGAUUGCCCUCCUGUGUUUUCAAGAGAGUUAUAUGAGACAUCCAUUCUGGUUCCAACCUAUAAAGGCGUGAAAGUCAUCAGCGUAAAUGCCACUGAUGCUGAUUCAGGCAUUUUUUCACAACUAAUUUAUUCCAUUAUUGAAGGCAAUAUUGGAGAAAAAUUUUUAAUAAACCCUAAGACUGGAGAUAUAACAGUACAAAAUACAACUCAGUUAAGAAGCAGAUACGAACUAACAGUGAGAGCAUCUGAUGGCAGAUUUGCAAGCACUGCAUCUGUUAAAAUUAAUGUGAAAGAAAGCAAAACAAGCCAGCUGAAGUUCACACAGAGUUCUUACUCUGCAACAGUGCAGGAGAAUACCACAGAGGCGAAAACAAUAGCUGUUGUUACUGCUAUAGGGAAUCAAAUAAAUGAGCCUUUGUUUUACCAUAUUCUGAAUCCAGACAGCAGAUUUAAAAUAAGCCCAACUUCAGGAGUCCUUUCAACAACAGGAAUACCAUUUGAUCGUGAGCAGCAAGAGUCUUUUGAUGUGGUCAUAGAAGUGACAGAGGAAAAUAAACCAUCAGUUGUUGCACACAUUGUAGUUAAAGUCACAGUGGAAGAUGUAAAUGAUAACGCUCCAAUUUUUGUCAAUCUUCCAUAUUAUGCUGUUGUUAAAGUGGACUCUGAAGCAGGCCAUGUUAUUCAACGUGUCACUGCAGUAGACAAAGAUAUAGGCAGAAAUGGAGAGGUGCACUACAGUCUGAAAGAGCAUCAUGAACAUUUCCAAAUUGAUCCUACCGGUGAAAUCUCACUAAAGCAGAAGUUUGAACCAGACACACUAAAUAAGGAGUAUUUGGUCACAGUAGUGGCAAAAGAUGGAGGAGACCCUGCUUUUUCUGCUGAAGUUAUAGUCCCAAUUACAGUUAUGAGUAAAGCUAUGCCAGUGUUUGAAAAGCCAUUCUACAGUGCAGAGAUACCAGAAAACAUUCAGCUCCAUAGUCCUGUGGUACAUGUACAGGCAAACAGCCCAGAAGGACUUAAGGUGUUUUACAGCAUCACAGGUGGAGAUCCUUUCAAUCAAUUCACUAUUAACUUCAACACUGGAGUUGUAAAUGUUGUCGCCCCUCUUGACUUCGAGUCUCAUCCAGCCUAUAAACUGAGUGUUCGAGCAACAGACUCCCUAACUGGGGUACAUGCUGAUGUGUUUGUAGACAUAAUAGUGGAAGACAUCAAUGAUAAUCCUCCUGUGUUUAUGGAGCAAUCUUAUGCUGCAACACUUUCUGAAGCAUCUGUCGUUGGAACAUCCGUUGUACGAGUGAGCGCUACAGAUGCAGAUUCUGGAACGAACAGGGGGAUUUCUUAUCAUUUGGUUGAGGACAAUAGUGAAAGCCAUGACUACUUUCACGUAGAUAGCAGCACUGGACUCAUUCUUACAGCAAGAACUUUGGACUAUGAACAAAUUAAACAACACAAGUUGUUAAUAAGGGCCAUAGAUGGUGGCAUGCUGCCCUUGAGCAGUGAUACCAUUGUAACUGUUGAUGUAACUGAUCUCAAUGAUAACCCUCCUCUUUUUAGCCAAUUGCUUUAUGAAGCUAAAAUUGGUGAGCUGGCUCCCCGAGGGCAUUUUGUGACAUGUGUGCAAGCCUCAGAUGCAGAUAGUUCAGAUGUUGACAAGCUGGAAUACUCCAUUCUGACAGGCAAUGAUGAGAAGAACUUUGUCAUUAAUAGUAAAACUGGCAUUAUCACCAUCUCAAACCUACGCAGACAGACACUGAAGUCGCAUUAUAAUCUUAACGUGUCUGUUUCCGAUGGAGUCUUUAGAAGCUCAGCCCAAGUCCAUAUUACGGUAACCAGUGCCAAUAUGCACAGUCCUGUUUUCAGCCAGAAUGAAUAUGAGGUUGAGCUAGCUGAAAAUGCUCCAUUGCAUACUUUGGUGACUGAAGUAAAAGCAACAGAUGAAGAUUCUGGUACGCAUGGCCACAUCACUUACCACAUUGUGAAUGACUUUGCCAAAGACAGAUUUUAUACAAAUGAGAGAGGGCAGCUAUUUACCUCUGAAAAGCUUGACCGUGAAACACAAGCCGAGAAAGUAAUUGCCAUUAGUUUAAUGGCCAAAGAUUCAGGAGGAAAAGUUGCUUUCUGUACUGUUAAUGUAAUACUCACAGAUGACAAUGAUAAUGCUCCUCAAUUCCGAGCAACAGAGUAUGAAGUAAAUAUUGGAUCUGAUGUUCCACGGGGUACUUCUGUCAUUAAAGUCUGGGCAUCUGAUGCUGAUGAGGGUACAAAUGCAGACAUCACAUAUGCUAUUGAAGCAGAGUCAGAAAAUGUAAAAGAGAACUUAGAAAUUGAUUCAUUGUCUGGUAUAAUUACGACAAAAGAAAGCUUAAUUGGUUUGGAAAAUGAGUUUCUUAGUUUCCUUGUUAGAGCAGUUGAUGGUGGAUCCCCGAAAAAAGAGUCAGUUGUUCCUGUCUAUGCUAGAAUACUCCCACCAGAAGUGCCUCCUCCAAAAUUUUCAGAGCCGUUUUAUUCUUACACAGUUUCAGAGGACAUUCCAAUUGGGACUGUGAUAGAUGUUAUCAAAGCAGAAUAUAAUCAGACUUUGGUAUAUAGUCUGAUUAAAGGGAACACUCCUGAAAGCAACAGAGAUGACUUUUUUGUUAUUGACCGACAGACCGGAGAGUUAAAACUUGAGAAGAAUCUUGAUCAUGAAACAACUAAAUGGUACCAGUUCUCAGUUCGAGCACAGUAUGCAAAUGAAGAUUAUAAUGUUGUUUCCUCAGUAGACGUAAGCAUUCAGGUAAAAGAUGCAAAUGAUAACAAACCCAUAUUGGAGUCCAAUCCGUACGAAGCAUUCAUCGUAGAAAACACACUGGCUGGAACAAGAGUCAUACAGGUUAAAGGAACUGACUUAGACUCAGGACUCAAUGGGCAGGUUACUUACAGCUUGGAUCCUUCUCAAGAGCCAGACAUUAUAGAGUCUUUUGCCAUAAACAUGGAAACUGGCUGGAUUACCACUCUCAAAGAACUCGAUCACGAGAAACGAGACAAAUACAAAAUCACGGUGGUUGCGUCUGACCGGGGUGAAAAAAUUCAACUAUCUUCCAUGGCUGUGGUUGAAGUUACUGUUACAGAUGUGAAUGACAAUCCUCCACGGUUUACUGCAGAGAUAUAUAAAGGAACAGUCAGUGAGGAUGACCCUCCUGGUGGGGUAAUUGCCAUCUUGAGUACAACUGAUGCUGAUACAGAAGAAGCCAACAGACAAGUCUUUUAUUACAUUACAGGAGGUGAUCCCUUGGGACAGUUUGCUAUUGAAAAUAUACAGAAUGAAUGGAAGGUCUAUGUUAAAAAGCCUCUGGACAGGGAAGAAAAGGAUAAUUAUCUUCUAAAUAUUACAGCUACUGAUGGGACCUUUGCAACUAAAGCUGUGGUGGAGGUUAAAGUCCUUGAUGCUAAUGAUAAUAGCCCUGUAUGCGAAAAGACCUUAUAUGCUGAUUCCGUUCCCGAGGAUGCCCUUCCUGGCAAACUGAUAAUGCAGGUAUCUGCUACAGAUGCAGAUAUUCGUUCCAAUGCAGAAAUUACUUACACGCUGCAUGGCACAGGAGCAGAAAAAUUCAGUCUCACUCCAGACACAGGUGAACUGAAGACAUUAAUGGCACUUGAUCGUGAGCAGCAAGCAGUUUAUCAUCUUCUAGUGAAAGCCACAGAUGGAGGAGGAAGAUUCUGCCAAGCUAAUAUUAUUCUGACUCUGGAAGAUGUGAAUGAUAACGCCCCAGAGUUUACAACUGAUCCUUACUCUAUUACAGUAUUUGAAAACACAGAGCCAAAAACCCUUUUGACAAGAGUACAGGCAACAGAUGCAGAUGCAGGGAUGAACUGUAAAAUCCAUUAUUCACUGGUGAACUCUGCAGAGGGCCAGUUCUCUGUUGAUGAAUUCUCUGGAAUCAUUCAUUUGGAGAAGCCUUUGGAUCGGGAAUUACAAGCUGUGUACACACUAACUUUGAAGGCUACAGAUGAAGGUUUACCUAGAAGACUGUCUUCAACAAGUAGUCUUAUAGUUUCUGUUUUGGAUAUAAAUGAUAAUCCACCUGUAUUUGAGCAUAGGGAGUAUAGUGCAAGUGUAUCAGAGGACAUUUUGGUUGGAACUGAAGUUCUCCAGAUCUAUGCUGCAAGCAGAGACAUUGAAGCCAAUGCUGAAAUCACAUACUCAAUAGUCAGUGGAAAUGAACAUGGAAAAUUCAGCAUCGAUUCAACAACAGGAGCCAUUUUUAUCCUUGAGAGCUUGGAUUAUGAAAGCUCUCAUGAGUACUACUUGACAGUGGAAGCCACAGAUGGAGGCACACCUUCAUUAAGUGAUGUUGUAACAGUGAAUAUUAAUGUCACAGAUAUCAAUGACAAUACUCCGGUGUUUAGCCAAGACACUUACACUGCAGUAAUCAGCGAAGAUGCUAUGCUUGAACAAUCAGUUAUUACAGUUAUGGCAGAUGAUGCUGAUGGACCUUCCAACAACCGCAUUCACUACGCAGUUAUAGAUGGCAAUCAAGGAAAUCCUUUUACAAUUGACCCUACCAGGGGUGAAAUAAAAGUUACUAAGCUUCUAGACAGAGAAAAGAUUUCAGGAUAUACCUUGACAGUUCAAGCUUCAGAUAAUGGAAGCCCACCUAGACUUAACACAACCACAGUUAAUAUUGAUGUUUCUGAUGUAAAUGAUAACCCUCCAGUAUUCUCAAAGGGAAACUACAGUGUUAUCAUCCAGGAAAAUAAGCCUAUUGGAUUUAGUGUGCUGCAGUUAAUGGUGACAGACAAGGAUUCUUCUCACAAUGGCCCUCCUUUUGUCUUCACUAUCCUGAGUGGAAAUGAAGAGAACACUUUUCAGAUUAACCAGCAGGGAGUUCUGACCACAGGUGCUGCACUGAAUCGCAAAGUGAGGGAUCACUAUUUACUUCAUGUUAAG